This is a messenger RNA of Tinamus guttatus (white-throated tinamou), 747 nucleotides long. The record is from RefSeq and is a predicted model, not a curated record. NCBI's taxonomy places the organism in Eukaryota, Metazoa, Chordata, Aves, Tinamiformes, Tinamidae.
AUGGCUCUUCCGGGGGAGCCCACAGUCCGUGACGAGUUAUGGGAAAGAAAACAAACAAACAAUAAUACAAGUUUCUUUCAGGCUGGACCGUUGACUAAAGUGACCAUUUGUAAGGACAAAGAAGGAAAACCUAAGUCUUUUGGAUUUGUCUGCUUUAAGCACACCGAAUCAGUGCCUUACGCAAUAGCUUUGCUGAAUGGAAUCCGUUUGUAUGGAAGACCAAUUAAAGUGCAAUAUCGGCUCGGGAGUUCACACUCUUCAGAAUUAAACAACCCUGCACAUGGUUUUGACAACGCUGUUGACACAUGUUCAUCUUCAUAUAGGUAUCAAGAGCCUUAUGGAAAUCCUCCAUUUCCUAUUCCUCUUUUUCCAGUGAACAAUAAUUUACCUCAAGAAUACUCAGUCUUUCAAAAAAUGAUGAACCAUUUUUUAGGACAGCAGUACACAGUACACAGUCCAGUUGGUCAACAAUUUCCUUUCAAUCAGAUGAUUUCACCACUGUCUUCAAAUUUAUUCAUGCCUUCCUGUCAGAAUCAAGUUGCAAAUUUUAAGCCCGGACAGAAUUCUUUCAAGUGGACCCUGCCACACUCAAGUGAUUCCAAAGGGUACCAGAAUGAUGAAAGCACCCUCAAAAGAAAGAGAGAACAGCUAAGUUGUGACAGUGACAGUUGUAUUGAGAAUGAAAAAAAGAAACAAAGAGAAUGUGAUCAAAAUUACAAGUGCAAAGCCAAGAAGAAAAGCCAUUAA